UGAUCAGUAAGUGUCUGUGAGUGUCUGAUAUGCCUGUGUCUCUAUGUGCCUUGGAGAAUGAGGGCCUGUGUGUAUAUUUGGGUAUCUCUUUGUGUGUUCCUGUUUGAUUGCAGUGUGUGUGUAAAACAAGCAUGUGCCUUUCCAUUACACACAUAUUUGUUAUGACUGUGAGAGUGUAUGAGGGUGUGUCUUUGAGCAAUGUGUGUGUGUGCCUGUGUCUGUGUGUGCUGGAGGGUGUUGUCUAUGAAUGUGUUAGCUGUGUACUGAUAUUAUUUGUCCUUAUGUGUGUGUGUGCAUGAGUAUGUGUACCUGUAUGGAGAACAAGAAUGUCCCUUUCCCAUUCAGCAUGUAUGUAGUAGAGGAGGAGCCUCUGUUCAGGCCUUUCUCUUCCCUUUCACCUAUGCCUCUCAGCCCCUCAUGUCCCUAUGUACCACCCCCAUUCUUCCUCCCUCUCCUUCCAGGAGGCCUGAGUUCUCUCCCCCUGAGUGAGGGGCUUCUAUAGAGAGACUGUGGAAGGUCCAUGGCUGGACGAUGAUGAUGGCUGGCUGAUACUUCUGGUCUUGAGGGUGGGGUAGCAGUCUUCCCCCUCCCCCACCAGAAGUAGUUCCAAAAUGCCACAGGAACUCUGGGCUCACUCAACUUCUGAAAUGCCUUCCUCUCUCCUCCCAGGGUGAUGCUUAGAGCCCCCAGGCAGAAAGGAGAGGAGCCAGGGGCUCAUUGGGGGUACAAUUCUUUUCUCUUCAGGCCUCCAUGGAAGUAGUCCCAGCAGGAAGACUGAUCAUCACCCCCAGGGGUGGGAUCAAUGAUGCCAUAUUCCCGGCGUGGGCUAGACCCCUGGUGCUCAGUGACCCCAGCCAGCUUUCCCUUCCCUGUCUCUGCUCUCCUGUCCACCCAACUCCCCGGCAGUUCACCCCCUCCUCCCCUUCCUCUCUUGCAGGCCUGUCUGAAGAGUAUGCUGCGCCCUCACUCCCCACCUGGCCUGGCCAUCCCUGCCCCCCCAGCCUGACCCCCGGCCCCAGCAUGGCCCAGGGUGCCAUGCGCUUCUGCUCGGAAGGCGACUGUGCCAUCUCCCCGCCACGAUGCCCACGCCGCUGGCUCCCCGAAGGCCCAGUGCCCCAGAGCCCCCCAGCCAGCAUGUAUGGCAGCACAGGCUCCCUACUACGGCGGGUGGCAGGUCCAAGUCCCCAAGGCCGGGAACUUGGACGUGUGACAGCACCCUGUACACCCCUGCGUGGCCCCCCUUCACCCCGUGUUGCUCCCUCACCCUGGGCACCCUCUUCACCCACUGGGCAGCCUCCACCAGGGGCCCGGAGCUCUGUGGUCAUAUUCCGCUUUGUGGAGAAGGCCAGCGUGAGGCCACUGAAUGGGCUACCUGCUCCCGGAGGCUUGAGUCGGAGCUGGGACCUGGGUGGGGUCUCUCCUCCCAGUCCCACCCCAGCCCUUGGUCCUGGCUCCAACCGAAAGUUGCGGCUAGAAGCAUCCACAUCAGACCCACUCCCAGCUGGAGGAGGCUCAGCUCUGCCUGGCAGCCAGGGCCUUGUACACGGGCCACCAGCUCAACCUCAGGUUGGAGCAGACGGCCUUUACUCCUCUCUCCCCAAUGGGCUGGGGGGACCCUCUGAGCACCUGGCCACAUUAUUCCGAGGACCUGCUGACACUGGACUCCUUAACCAGGGGGACACCUGGUCCUCACCCAGAGAAGUCUCCUCUCAUGCCCAGAGAAUCGCUCGAGCCAAAUGGGAAUUCUUCUAUGGCUCUUUGGACUCCCCCAGCUCAGGUGCUAAGCCCCCAGAGCAGGCCCCCCCAUCUCCACCUGGGGUGGGCUCAGGGCAGGGCUCUGGGGUGGCUGUGGGGCGAGCAGCCAAGUACUCCGAGACGGACCUGGACACAGUGCCCCUGAGGUGCUACCGCGAGACCGACAUCGAUGAGGUGCUGGCUGAGCGGGAAGAGGCUGACUCGGCCAUCGAGAGUCAGCCCAGCUCUGAGGGCCCGCCUGGCACUGCCCGCCCACCUGCCCCACGUCCCGGCCCAUGCCUUGGCCCUCGUUCCAGCCUGGGCAGUGGCAAUGAGGACGAGGAUGAGGCAGGUGGGGAAGAGGAUGUGGACGACGAGGUGUUUGAGGCCUCAGAAGGGGCCCGGCCAGGCACCCGAAUGCCUCACUCCGGGCCUCUCAAGUCGCCUCUGCCCUUUCUACCUGGGACCAGCCCCUUGGCUGAUGGGCCCGACUCUUUCAGUUGUGUGUUUGAAGCCAUCUUGGAGUCACACCGGGCCAAGGGCACCUCCUACACCAGCCUCGCCUCACUGGAGGCCCUGGCCUCACCUGGCCCAACCCAGAGCCCCUUCUUCACCUUUGAGCUGCCUCCCCAGCCUCCUGCCCCCAGGCCUGACCCACCUGCUUCUGCCCCACUUGCCCCUCUCGAACCGGAUUCUGGUACCAGCUCUGCUGCUGAUGGGCCUUGGACACAGAGAGGGGAGGAAGAGGAGGCAGAGGCUGGAGCCAAGCAGGCCCCAAGGAGGGAGCCCCCUAGUCCCUGCCACUCAGAAGACAGCUACGGGCUGGGGGCAGCUCCCCUGGGCAGUGAACCGCCCCUGAACCAGCUCGUGUCUGAUUCGGACUCAGAGCUGGACAGCACAGAGCGGCUGGCCCUGGGAAGCACAGACACCUUGUCUAAUGGGCAGAAAGCAGACCUGGAGGCUGCGCAGCGCCUAGCUAAGAGGCUGUACCGACUAGAUGGCUUCAGGAAGGCGGAUGUGGCCCGGCACCUGGGCAAGAACAAUGACUUCAGCAAACUUGUGGCUGGAGAGUACCUGAAGUUCUUUGUCUUCACGGGCAUGACUCUGGACCAAGCUCUCAGGGUGUUUCUGAAGGAGCUGGCCUUAAUGGGUGAGACCCAGGAACGAGAGCGUGUGCUGGCCCACUUCUCCCAGAGAUACUUCCAGUGCAAUCCUGGAGCCCUGUCCUCAGAGGACGGUGCGCACACGCUGACCUGCGCCCUCAUGCUACUCAAUACGGAUCUCCACGGCCACAACAUUGGGAAGCGCAUGACCUGCGGAGACUUCAUUGGUAACCUGGAGGGCCUCAACGAAGGCGGCGACUUCCCCAGAGAGCUGCUCAAGGCCUUGUACAGCUCCAUCAAGAAUGAAAAGUUGCAGUGGGCCAUAGACGAGGAGGAGCUGAGACGCUCUCUGUCUGAGUUGGCCGACCCCAACCCCAAGGUCAUCAAGAGAGUCAGCGGGGGCAGUGGCAGCGGCUCCAGCCCUUUCCUGGACCUGACUCCCGAGCCCGGGGCCGCAGUCUACAAGCACGGGGCCUUGGUGCGAAAGGUGCACGCAGACCCUGACUGCAGGAAGACACCUCGGGGCAAGCGGGGCUGGAAGAACUUCCACGGGAUCCUCAAGGGCAUGAUCCUCUACCUGCAGAAGGAGGAGUACCAGCCUGGGGAGGCCCCGUCGGAGGCUGAGCUGAAGAACGCCAUCAGCAUCCACCACGCACUGGCCACGCGUGCCAGCGACUACAGCAAGAGGCCCCACGUCUUCUACUUGCGCACCGCUGACUGGCGGGUCUUCCUCUUCCAGGCUCCGAGCCUGGAGCAGAUGCAGUCCUGGAUCACUCGCAUCAAUGUGGUGGCUGCUAUGUUCUCCGCACCCCCCUUCCCAGCUGCUGUCAGUUCCCAGAAGAAGUUCAGCCGCCCUCUGCUGCCCAGUGCUGCCACCCGCCUCCCCCAGGAGGAGCAGAUGCGGACCCACGAGGCCAAGCUAAAGGCCAUGGCAAGUGAGUUGCGGCAGCACCGGGCUGCCCAUCUGGGCAAGAAGGCCCGGGGCAAGGAGGCUGAGGAACAGCGGCAGAAGGAGGCCUAUCUGGAGUUUGAGAAAUCUCGCUAUGGCACAUAUGCAGCGCUGCUUCGGGUCAAGCUGAAGGCGGGCAGUGAAGAGCUGGAUGCGGUAGAGGCAGCACUGGCCCAAGCCGGGAGCACGGAAGACGGACUCCCCCCCACUCACUCCAGUCCCUCCUCGCAACCCAACACCUCCAGCCAGCCCCGGGCUCAGUGUCCUGGCGCAGAGUCUCGCGCAGGGGCAGGCAGUGGGCGGUGGAAGCCCUGAGUUGAGGGUGGGAGUCGGGGGGGGGCGGGUGGUGCCCACCAGGCACCUGCAUGACAGGGCCCUGCCUGAGCCCGGGCCGGCCUCGGGCCACCUGGGAGGGCCCCUCGGUCCAGGGCCUGACCGCGCCGGACGCGGUGUCCGGGGCAGGGCAGGGCUAGGGCAUGGGCCUCAGGAGCCUUAGGCUAAGGGCCCCUCCGAGACCCCCUUUUUGUGAUAAUGUUUUGCACUUUUUCGUACAGGGGACUGGGACGGGAGGGGCCAGGGCCCCUAGACUUUUGAUGCUUUUUUUUUUGUGUGGGGGAGACCUGACGUUUCUGCUGAGACACCCCACCCCUGACACCAGCAGUCGCCCUCCACCCUGGGGCCUGGCUCAGACAGAAGCCAGGAGUUGGGGCUGAGCUGGUUUUCCCUCCCUCUUCCAUGAGGGCUCACCCGCUCUUUCCAGAGGUGGCGGAAGGGUGUCCAUGCUGAGGCCCUAUGCACAGGCCGGGGGCAGCAUGGCCUUGCUUUCCCUCCUUCAGUGGGCCCUGCCCUUUGUAUAGCCUCCACCUCCAUUAAAACUGCUCUAGACUUGC
Aethalodelphis obliquidens (Pacific white-sided dolphin) is the source of this 4676-nucleotide messenger RNA. It is a transcript of the gene PSD, whose product is annotated as pleckstrin and Sec7 domain containing. Lineage: Eukaryota; Metazoa; Chordata; Mammalia; Artiodactyla; Delphinidae. Gene Ontology annotation, molecular function: phospholipid binding; guanyl-nucleotide exchange factor activity; protein binding. The record is from RefSeq and is a predicted model, not a curated record. Gene Ontology annotation, biological process: regulation of ARF protein signal transduction. The transcript is spliced from 16 exons. The coding region runs from base 751 to 4101 and encodes 1116 amino acids.